Messenger RNA from Lucilia cuprina (Australian sheep blowfly), 767 nucleotides. It is a transcript of the gene SdhCL, whose product is annotated as succinate dehydrogenase cytochrome b560 subunit, mitochondrial. Gene Ontology annotation, biological process: mitochondrial electron transport, succinate to ubiquinone; tricarboxylic acid cycle. Gene Ontology annotation, cellular component: membrane. Lineage: Eukaryota; Metazoa; Arthropoda; Insecta; Diptera; Calliphoridae. The record is from RefSeq and is a predicted model, not a curated record. The transcript is spliced from 2 exons. The coding region runs from base 92 to 691 and encodes 199 amino acids. Gene Ontology annotation, molecular function: succinate dehydrogenase activity; electron transfer activity.
CUAACAUAGGGUUAAUUGGGUACGUAUAAUUUUGAGUUCGUAACGAAAAUAAAAACAAAAAACAAUAAAUAAAUAAAAAAAAUCAGGAAAAAUGAACUUUUCUCUUAAAUUCUUAACCACAAAAUCGACAUGCUUUUCGUCGAUAUCAAACACAUUGUGGAAGCUAAAUCGUCGACAGUUUGUUUCCUGUAAGUCGCCUCCGAUUAGAAUGAAAAUCACACCAGCACCUCCCAUUAUACCCAAAACAUAUAUUAACAAAAACGAGGAUUUAGGACGUGCUCUUUCGCCUCAUUUAUCCAUUUAUAAACCACAAAUAACCUCAAUAAUGUCUAUUACUCUGAGAAUGACUGGUUUGACUUUGGGCGUUAUAGCCUGGGUAGUGGGAUUAACGGCUCUAAUAACCGAUCAUAAUGUUGAUUAUUUGGUUAGUGAAUUGGAGAAACUUGAAUUGGAUGAUUGCUACUGGACGUCUGCUAGAAUUGUUGUGACAUUUCCUUUUGCUUUUCACUUUGUGGCUGGAGUACGCCAUUUGUUGUUCGAUACUUCUAAGUUUUUGGAGAAACCACAAUUCUAUGCCACUGGUUAUGCAGCCAUAAUUGUUGCUAUUUUAUUAUCAGUAUGUUUGGGCAGAAUAGUUGAUAUGCGUGAGAAGUUGAAUGAAAUUAAAAAAGAAGAAAUCAAGGAAAAAUGAAAUGUUUUCUGUUAUUUCUGAGAUAGUUUUUGUUAUUUAAUAAAAUAGAAAAAUAUCUUACCAUUUUUUAAAAUUA